AUCUCACACCCGUUGUAUUCUGGGAUUUCAGCUCAUAGUGCAAGUAGCAACUUUGCUAGCCUAGCUAGCUAUCUGAUUAUGAACAAUAACAUUGGCAUAGAACAAAUGUCUUAGGAAAGAUUUAAACCUUUUGUUUCCAAUAAAACGGUGCAGAUUAUUUUUUGCAACAGUCGCGGAGUUUAAACUGUUGCUAUUUGGCAACAGUAUUUUUUAACUAGUUAGCUAAACCUAGCUAUAUUAGAAGCGGGCAGACUGGCAUUAGGUAGUUAAGCCUUCUGUUGUAAUAAAGUUUGCUGCAAUGACAUCGGCUUCCACGAAGGUAGGUGAAAUUUUCUCGGCGGCUGGUGCUGCCUUCAGUAAGCUAGGGGAACUUACCAUGCAGCUGCAUCCAGUAGCCGAUUCGUCUCCUGCUGGAGCCAAAUGGACAGAGACAGAAAUUGAGAUGCUGCGUUCAGCUGUGCGGCGCUUUGGGGAUGAUUUAAACAGUAUCAGUUCAGUCAUUAAGGAACGCACAGUUGCCCAGAUUAAGACCACAGUGAAGAGGAAGCUCUAUGAGGACAGCCGGGUUCCCCUCUCAUCUGAGCCCUCCAAAAAAACUGUGAAGAAAACUGCUGUUGCCCUGGCCACAACUCCAGCAGCCAUGACUCCAGGCAUGGUGACAGGCCCAGCCUCACAAGUUGUUGUGACAGCAGGACGGCAAAGCACUUCCCCUUUACCACCCACAAUCAAGAAACCAAAAACCGCAGAUGUGACACUCAGUGCACUGAAUGACUCUGAUGUCAACAGUGACUUGGUGGAUAUUGAAGGACUUGGAGAGGGUUCUAACAAAAAGCCCAACUUUGAUCAGGAGAGUCUCAGUCUGGACUCCAGCCUCAUAAUGAACUCCAGUGAUCUACCUUUACUUUCACGGUGAAAACAAUCCAGCAGUCAAUCACAACCUAUACUCGAGAAGAUCAGCAGUACAUGUGGAUAUAGUUUUACUUGGUAAUCAAACAUACAUUUACAGAUGCUUGAACCAGUUUUUGUCUACAGAAGACAUGUAUAUAGCCUGGAGUUGAGACUGUUUAUACUGGUUGAAUACUGAAGACAGAUGGUCCAUUCAUAUAAUGACCACAUUAUUUUUUAUUUUUUACUUCCAGUAUUAACCUCUUUGCUGAUAUAAAAUAUUUGUUUUAAUUUUGUAUUUGAAUGUGCUUUAUUUCCAGGAAGUGCUAUAACUGUAGAGCUGUUAUAUAUGUUUUACCCUUUAGGCCAACCAUGAAUAGGCAUGCAACAGCUGAAACAGUACAAAGAUAAGCUUAGUAUAUUUCACCCACAAUUUAAGUGCAGCUUCACUUGUACAUAGUAUUAUAGUGAGUUUCCUUUUCCGGUGAUGCACAAAGUUGAAACAUUUCUUACAUUUGUUUUGUUUCAUACAUCAGAACAGAAGGGGUUUACUUUAUCAAACAUCUGUGUUCUCAUUGCACAGUGAUGACUUUUGCAAGCUUGUAUGACUGAACUUUGCUUCUUUCAUACAAAGGUAUUGUUUAGGUUUUGGAACUGGGCUCUGACUUAAUUUGUCAUCAAAUAAAAACCUUUUUAAAUUGCAGCUUUAUUUUAUUGUCACAUCUUUAUAUACAAUAUACAUAUUAAAAUUGUUCUGCACUUCUUAUCCACUGGAAAUGAGACUACCAGAUGUAAUACUCAGGGAAUGAAUAUACCUUCGUUACCUGUUUUAUAUUACAGUUUCAUAAAAAAUACAUAAAAUAAUUUUUUUUUUCUUUUGGCAACUAGAACAUAUUUACAUCUCAAACA
Molecule: messenger RNA, 1794 nt
Organism: Electrophorus electricus (electric eel)
Lineage: Eukaryota; Metazoa; Chordata; Actinopteri; Gymnotiformes; Gymnotidae
Gene: bacc1
Product: BPTF associated chromatin complex component 1
Cellular component (GO): MLL1 complex; NURF complex
Source: RefSeq, a predicted model, not a curated record